UUUUAUCACUUUCAAGUAUUUAUUUUUUUUACGAUUGGUUAUAAUGACUGAGCCGGAGAUUGUUGAAGAUUUUUUCGGUGUUUACUUAUUAUAUUGUAUUAAUCCUAAAUAUAAAGGUAAGACAUAUAUAGGGUACACAAGAGAUCCAAAUAGAAGAAUUAAGCAACAUAAUAGAGGUACAUGGGCGGGAGGUGCUUAUCGGACUAGUAAUAAAGGACCUUGGAAGAUGGUAAUGAUCGUGCACGGUUUUCCAAACAAUAUUUCAGCGUUACGAUUUGAGUGGGCUUGGCAGAAUCCUAAUAAAACAACAAGACUGCAGUAUUUAAAUUUAAGAAAAAUACCACGAAAAGAAUCAGAAUAUAAGUUUAAGAUUCGUGUUCUAUCAGAAAUGCUUCGUGUGGGUCCGUGGCAUCGAUUGCCGCUGGUAGUGAGGUGGCUAGAGCAAGAUUAUUACGAAGAAUUUCCAACCGAUAAAAAACCACCGUCGCAUAUGAUAUUAACAAAUGGUCCAGUUCGAGCUAAGCUAUUAAAAAAAUCAGUCGAAAAUGUAGCAACACCAAAUAUAAAAUGUUCGCUUUGUUCUCUUAAUUUAAAUUCAAACCAACUGACAUGUUUGAAUACAAACUGCGAACUGGUAACACACAUAACUUGUUUGGCGGAUAUUUUUUUGUCGCCUGGUGAAUUUAUUCCAAUCGAGGGCGACUGUCCCUUUUGCGGUAUUAAAUUGAAAUGGGGAGAUUUGAUAAGGAAAUUGAAAGGUUGUUCACAUUGCACUGACUUACCAGAUGCAAUGGAUGAUGAACGGGAAGAAAAUAGUGAUGAUGAUGUUAUAUGCACUCAAGACAGAGAAUUCGUGAAUACUGAAUCUUGGCUACUUGAUGAUGAAGAUUUAUGAUGAAAUAUAUAUUUUUUACUAACAUG
Molecule: messenger RNA, 921 nt
Organism: Papilio machaon (common yellow swallowtail)
Lineage: Eukaryota; Metazoa; Arthropoda; Insecta; Lepidoptera; Papilionidae
Gene: slx1
Product: structure-specific endonuclease subunit SLX1 homolog
Exons: 4
Coding region: 44-895 (283 amino acids)
Biological process (GO): double-strand break repair via homologous recombination
Cellular component (GO): Slx1-Slx4 complex
Molecular function (GO): protein binding; crossover junction DNA endonuclease activity; 5'-flap endonuclease activity
Source: RefSeq, a predicted model, not a curated record